This is a messenger RNA of Cyclopterus lumpus (lumpfish), 681 nucleotides long. RefSeq names its product phosphoribosyl transferase domain containing 1a (gene prtfdc1a). Gene Ontology annotation, molecular function: magnesium ion binding; hypoxanthine phosphoribosyltransferase activity. The record is from RefSeq and is a predicted model, not a curated record. Gene Ontology annotation, biological process: IMP salvage; purine ribonucleoside salvage; guanine salvage. Lineage: Eukaryota; Metazoa; Chordata; Actinopteri; Perciformes; Cyclopteridae. The coding region runs from base 1 to 681 and encodes 226 amino acids. The transcript has 9 exons.
AUGGACAACGCCGGGAUGAAGAGAGGAAUCGUGAUAGAAGACGACUGGCCGGGACACCGUCUGGACCUGUUCACGUACCCUGAACACUACCGUGAAGACGUAGACAGUGUUUACAUACCACACGGGGUCAUCAUGGACAGGGUGGAGCGUCUGGCCCGCUACGUCACGGAGGACUUCGGGGACUGCAUCACGGUGCUGUGCGUCUUGAAGGGGGGCUACAAGUUCUGUGCAGACCUGGUGGAGUUCAUCGAGGUUCUCGGCCGCAACUCCGACAAGUAUCUGGAGACCCGGGUGGAGUUCAUCCGGCUGAAGAGCUACCUGGUAGGUGAACUGAAACACGACAACGACCAAUCGACCGAGGAGCUGCACAUCAUAGGAAGCCGAGAUCUGUCUUUCGUGCGUGGGAAGAGUGUGCUCAUUGUUGAGGCCAUCGUCGACACAGGAAAGACCAUGAAGGCCCUGCUGAAGCACGUGGAGACCUUUGAACCCACGAUGGUCAAGGUCGCAGGCCUGCUGGUGAAGAGGGUCCCGAACAUGGCUGAAAACCUGACGGACUAUGUUGGAUUCGAAAUCCCGAACCGCUUCGUCGUGGGUUACGCUCUGGACUACAACGAAUACUUCCGCGACCUGAGCCACAUCUGCGUCAUCAGCGAGACCGGCAAGGCGAAGUACAAGGUUUGA